Adineta steineri is the source of this 870-nucleotide messenger RNA. The record is from the annotation of a GenBank genome assembly. Lineage: Eukaryota; Metazoa; Rotifera; Eurotatoria; Adinetida; Adinetidae.
AUGAUGAAUGAUGAUCAGAUUGUAAUUAUUUUGGUUAUUAUAAAAGUUGUUAUACUUGCAUUAAUAUCUAUUGGAUCAAUUUUAUAUGCUUUACCACUUUGUUUCAAUCAACGUUUUUAUACUUCUAUUCAUCUGUUUACUCUUAAUAUAUGUAUUACUAUAUUUCUAUGUGCUACAUUUUGGAUGAUUUAUUUUUUCAUGAACACAUUUUAUUCGAAUAUCUUAUGGACUGAACAAUCAUGUUUAUUAAUACUUUAUUUGCAAACGAUGGUUAAUUGUCAAUUUCUUUAUGCUUUAUGCAUUGUUUCAUUAAAUCGAUUAAUUGCUAUUUUAAAUCUACAUAAAAGAUUAUUUCGAACAAAAACAUGGAUUAUUAGAUGCAUUAUUGUUCAAUGGAUAACUGGAAUACUAUUGCCAUUACCUCAGUUUGAUUCAAGUCUUAUGCAUUGUUUAAUAUCAGGUCUUGACCUUAACUAUCAAAUAUAUGCAUUAUGUAUUAGUGGCAUAUUGCCUGCCAUACUGUUAGCUGUGACAAAUAUUAUUAUUUUUAAGUUUGUUCAUCAUUCAACACGUCGUGUUCAACCAAUGAAUAAUAAUGAUAAUACUAUAUUAGUUACUACUCUAAGUCAACGUUAUAUCCGUUUAUUAAAACAUAUAAUUUUUAUGUUUGUAAUAUUAAUUUGCGGGUGGAUACCUGCGUAUAUUGUCGGAGCAAUUGAUUGGGAUGGAACCGCUAUAUCUUAUGUUGUAUUUCAUGGUAUUACAAUGUUACCAUGUAUAAGUUUAAUCAUCAAUGUAAUUGACUUAUUUAUUUUUAAUCGUAAAUUACGAAAAUAUUUUCUUAACAUACUUCGUAAUAAUCGAAACUAA